UCAGGAGGUUUCUCAGCUACAUUCCACGUUCUCUUCUCUUUGGGCAUAGAUGAACACAGUUCCCUUCAACUGGAGCCCUUCUGCCAUUUCAGCCUCACACUUUUGUUCAGCUAACACAUCAUCAUGACUUCAUGUAUAACCAAAGCCAAAGCUUCAGUUAGAGGAAGUUCUAACCAGAAUGUGAGUUUUUCUCGUUUUUGUCACAUUCUGGAGAUGAAAUUGCCUACUGAGUGAGCUAUUCUGUAAAAACUGAGCACAAAAUGCAUGACGGCAAUCGAUUAAAGAAAGAUUGUGAACCAGUGGAACUGUUGGCAGACUCAAGUAAUCUGCAUCCAAGGAAGCAUUCUAUUACCAAUACUCUGAAUCAAGUCUUGGUUUUAUCCAUAAUCAUAUUGCUCAUAAUUACAGUGAUUGCAAUACUAGUGGGUUUUUUAGUAACCGGUAGAAAAUUGCAUCAGAUGUCAUCAGAGUGUCUUGAAGCUGCAUGCCCAGAAAGCUGGAUUGGUUUCCAAAGAAAGUGUUUCUAUUUUUCUGAUGACUUCAAGAAUUGGACAUUCAGCCAGAGGUUUUGUGACUCACGUGGUGCUGAUCUUGUUCAAGUUGAAACCAUCCAGGAACUGAAUUUCCUACUGAGGUAUAAAGGCCCUUAUGACCACUGGAUUGGGAUCAGCAGAGAACUAGGCCAACCAUGGAAAUUGAUAAACGGUACUGCAUGGAGCAACUGUUUUCCUAUCAGAGGAGGAGGAGAAUGUGCCUAUUUGAAUGACAAAGGUGCCAGCAGUGCUAGGCAUUACACAGAGAGGAAGUGGAUCUGUUCCAGACCAGACACGUAUGUCCAGAUGCAGAGACAAAGCUCUAUCUGAUCUUCAUAUACUCAUCGUAACAUACUACUAAAUUUUAAAGCAUCAAGAGAAUGGGGGUGCCUGGGUGGCUCAAUCUGUUAAGCAUCCAUCACU
This is a messenger RNA of Lontra canadensis (Northern American river otter), 956 nucleotides long. RefSeq names its product C-type lectin domain family 2 member D (gene CLEC2D). The transcript has 6 exons. Bases 261 to 863 code for a protein of 200 amino acids. Gene Ontology annotation, cellular component: external side of plasma membrane. The record is from RefSeq and is a predicted model, not a curated record. Lineage: Eukaryota; Metazoa; Chordata; Mammalia; Carnivora; Mustelidae.